This is a messenger RNA of Arthroderma uncinatum, 576 nucleotides long. RefSeq lists its product as uncharacterized. The coding region runs from base 1 to 576 and encodes 191 amino acids. The record is from RefSeq and is a predicted model, not a curated record. The transcript has a single exon. Lineage: Eukaryota; Fungi; Ascomycota; Eurotiomycetes; Onygenales; Arthrodermataceae.
AUGCCUGUGCCGAACCGCCCGGGCACGCCGUGUUCGAUCGACGACCUCAUCGAACAGCAAGGGGGAAUAUCCUCUGCCAUCGGCUUCCGCUCAAGCAGAGUCCAGCAGUCUAAGAAGGACGACUGCCGGGACAGGGAGCUCUACUUUAAGGGCAGGAAGAAUUGGAAGAAGGGCAGCUGGACCGAGGAAUCCCUACGUGCUGACAAUGCGUAUUUUCGCGUGCGGCUCCUUUCCGUGGUUCGCGAGUUGACGUACCUGCGGGCUGAGAAUGCAUACUUACUUGGGCUCCGAAAGGCCUCCAUGUCGCUAUAUUCCAGAAAUAUAGACUCCGUUAUCUCCCAGGAUGCAUGCCUCGACGCCCUCGGUGACGCACUCCGUUCGAUAUUCGACACAUCCGGCCCCGGGACAAGCGAAAGGGCCCGGCAGGACAUAGAUCAGAUGGCCGACCAGUUUCGCAAAGCUCUGAUCGACUGCCGCGCAUUCAGCGCCGCAAUCAGGGAGUCGUCGGUGGAGUUUGCCAGCCAGACACGGCUGCUUGAAGAGGACUGGGUAAAAUGCGUUGAGAAUAAAAUCUAG